AUGGCCCCAGGUGUUGGACGUGACUUCAAUUGUUCCUGGGAGCACUGUGGAAAGUCGUUCAACCGUAAAUCCGAUCUCUGCAGACACUACCGGAUACAUACCAAUGAGCGACCUUAUCAUUGUACCGUCAAGGACUGCAACAAAAGUUUCAUUCAGCGCAGCGCGUUGACUGUACACUCAAGGACACACACUGGCGAGAAGCCUCAUGUCUGUGAUCAUGAAGGCUGCCACAAGGCCUUCUCCGAUUCAUCAAGUUUAGCCCGCCAUCGGCGGAUUCACACUGGCAAGCGACCUUACAUCUGCCAGGAACCAACAUGCGAAAGAAGCUUCUGCCGUAAGACCACUUUAACCAAGCAUCAACACCGUUCCCACCCGCCAGGAACAAUGACCAGACCGCCGUCUGAGGAUGCGAUGUCGGAGCAAUCCUACCAGGCCCCAGUCGCCGCUCCAAUUCCAAACGACCAGUAUCUUCUUGCUCAGCAACAGUAUUACCAUCAGCCGUCGACGCCAAGUCAGGACUUUUAUCCACAACAAAGUCUGCCUGUGACUCAUAUCCCAGUACACGAUACGCCGCCAAUGAUGACCCAGAGUGUCCCUGUCACGUCACCGCUUGAUGUACAGCACGCGCAACAGCAGUACAUGCAGCAGCUUAUGCAGCAGCGGUACGAUACAACCAACCAGAGCUAUAUACCACCCGGGUUCCAGCAGCAGCAGCCGCAGCAAACAUUUGUUGCGCAGCCUAUGGCUGAAGGGCACCCUCUCAUGAUUUCAUAUAAUCAGAAUUUUCACUAUAAACAACCGACACGAAUCCUGAAUCAACCUGAAGGAACAGAUUGGGGUUUCCUCGGAGUAGGUUGA
This is a messenger RNA of Aspergillus lentulus, 858 nucleotides long. RefSeq names its product putative C2H2 finger domain protein. Gene Ontology annotation, molecular function: DNA-binding transcription factor activity, RNA polymerase II-specific; RNA polymerase II cis-regulatory region sequence-specific DNA binding. The record is from RefSeq and is a predicted model, not a curated record. Gene Ontology annotation, biological process: regulation of transcription by RNA polymerase II. Lineage: Eukaryota; Fungi; Ascomycota; Eurotiomycetes; Eurotiales; Aspergillaceae.